AUGCGGACCCACCUGUACUCUACCUUCGUGGACCUGACGAAAGCCUUCGACACGGUGAAUCGUGAAGGACUGUGGAAGAUCAUGCAGAAAUUCGGCUGUCCGGAGCGAUUCACUCAGAUGGUGCGUCAGCUGCACGACGGUAUGAUGGCGCGAGUCACGGACAACGGAGCUGUCUCAGAGGCAUUCGCAGUGACCAACGGAGUGAAGCAGGGAUGCGUGCUGGCGCCUACCCUCUUCAGUCUUAUGUUCUCUGCCAUGUUGAUGGACGCCUACCGCGACGAACGCCCCGGGAUCCGCAUCGCCUACAGGACGGACGGUCACCUCCUGAAUCAACGACGGAUGCGCUUCCAAUCGCGAGUGUCCUCAACAAACGUUCAAGAACUCCUCUUCGCCGACGACUGCGCCCUGAACACCACUUUGGAAGAGUGGAUGCAACGGAGCAUGGACCUGUUCUCCGCCGACUGA
Molecule: messenger RNA, 465 nt
Organism: Spirometra erinaceieuropaei
Lineage: Eukaryota; Metazoa; Platyhelminthes; Cestoda; Diphyllobothriidea; Diphyllobothriidae
Source: the annotation of a GenBank genome assembly